This is a messenger RNA of Sorex fumeus (smoky shrew), 3247 nucleotides long. It is a transcript of the gene PTK7, whose product is annotated as protein tyrosine kinase 7 (inactive). Lineage: Eukaryota; Metazoa; Chordata; Mammalia; Eulipotyphla; Soricidae. The transcript is spliced from 20 exons. The record is from RefSeq and is a predicted model, not a curated record. Bases 50 to 3244 code for a protein of 1064 amino acids. Gene Ontology annotation, biological process: synapse organization; homophilic cell-cell adhesion; protein phosphorylation. Gene Ontology annotation, molecular function: protein kinase activity; ATP binding; axon guidance receptor activity. Gene Ontology annotation, cellular component: axon; neuronal cell body; plasma membrane.
CGCGCGGGACUCGGCGGGGCUGCGGCGCGGAGCGUCGGCGCCGGGCGCGAUGGGAGCCGGCCGGGGAGCCCCGCGUCUGCUGGGCGCGCUGCUGCCCGCGCUGCUGGCCGGCGCGCACGCCUCCCUCAUCUUCAUCAAGGAGCCUUCCUCCCAGGAUGCGCUGCAGGGGCGCCGGGCGCUGCUCCGCUGCGAGGUGGAGGCGCCGGGCCCCGUGCACGUGUCCUGGCUGCUGGACGGGGCCCCGGUGCGCGACACGGAGCGCCGCUUCGCGCAGGGCAGCAGCCUGAGCUUCACCGCCGUGGACCGCCUGCAGGACUCGGGGACCUUCCAGUGCGUGGCUCGGGAUAACAGCACCGGAGAGGAGGCCCGCAGCGCCAACGCCACCUUCAACAUCAAGUGGAUCGAGGCGGGACCCGUGGUCCUCAAGCACCCAGCCUCGGUCUCUGAGAUCCAGCCCCAGACGCAGGUCAUGCUACGCUGCCACGUGGAUGGCCAUCCUCGGCCCACCUACCAGUGGUUCCGCGACGGGGUGCCCAUCUCGGAUGGGCAGAGCAACCACACGGUCAGCAGCAGGGAGCGGAACCUGACCCUGCGGCCGGCCGGGCCCGAGCACAGCGGCGUCUACGCGUGCUGCGCCCACAACGCCUUCGGCCAGGCCUGCAGCACGGAGAACUUCACCCUGACCGUGGCAGAUGAGAGCUUUGCCAGGGUGGUCCUGGCGCCGCAGGAUGUGGUGGUGGCACGGAACGAGGAGGCCAUGUUCCACUGUCAGUUCUCCGCCCAGCCCGCCCCCAGCCUGCAGUGGGUCUUCGAGGACGAGACUCCCAUCGGGAACCGCAGUCGCCCCCCGCACCUGCGCAGAGCCACCGUGUUCGCCAACGGCUCCCUGCUGCUCACCCAGGUCCGACCGCGCAAUGCCGGCGUCUACCGCUGCGUGGGCCAGGGGCUGAGGGGCCCGCCCGUUGUGCUGGAGGCCACACUGCACCUGGCAGAGAUCGACGACCUUUCCCCCUUCGAGCCUCGGGUCUUCACGGCUGGCAUCGAGGAGCGUGUGGCCUGCUCGCCCCCCCGCGGUCUGCCAGAGCCGCAGGUGUGGUGGGAGCACGCGGGGGCCCGGCUGCCCGCCCACGGCAGAGUCUACCAGCAGGGCCACGAGCUGGUGUUCGCCAGCACCGUCGAGAGCGACACCGGGGUCUACACCUGCCACGCCGCCAACCUGGCUGGCCAGCGGCGACAGGAUGUGAAUGUCACCGUGGCCACUGUGCCCACUUGGCUGAGGAGGCCUCAGGACAGCCAGCUGGAGGAGGGCAAGCCGGGGUACCUGCACUGUCUGACGGAGGCCACCCCCAAGCCCACCGUCGUGUGGUACCGCAACCAGAUGCUUAUCUCCGAGGACUCGCGGUUUGAGGUCUCCAGGAACGGCACGUUGCGCAUCAACAGCGUGGAGGUUUACGACGGCACCUGGUACCGCUGUGUGAGCAGCACCCUGGCUGGCAGCAUCGAGGCCCAGGCACGGGUGCAAGUCCUGGAAAAGCUCAAGUUCACGCCGCCGCCCCGACCGCAGCAGUGCAUGGAGUUCGACAAGGAGGCUACGGUGGCCUGCUCUGCCACCGGCCGUGAGAAGCCCACUAUAAAGUGGGUUCGGGCAGAUGGGAGCAGCCUCCCGGAGUGGGUGACAGACAACGCCGGGACCCUGCACUUCGCCAAGGUGACCCGGGAGGACGCCGGCAACUACACUUGCAUCGCUUCCAACGGACUGCAAGGCCAGAUCCGCGCCCACGUCCAACUCACCGUGGCAGUCUUCAUCACCUUCAAGGUGAAGCCGGAGCGCACGACCGUGUACCAGGGCCACACAGCCCUGCUGCGCUGCGAGGCCCAGGGGGACCCCACGCCCCUCAUCCAGUGGAAGGGCAAGGACCGCAUCCUGGACCCCACCAAGCUGGGACCCAGGAUGCACAUCUUCCAGAACGGCUCCCUGGUGAUCCAUGACGUGGCCCCAGAGGACACCGGCCCCUACACGUGCAUCGCAGGCAACAGCUGCAACAUCGAACACACGGAGGCGUCCCUCUACGUCGUGGACAAGCCCCUGCGGGAGGAGUCGGAGGGCUCGGGCAGCCCGCCCCCCUACAAGAUGAUCCAGACCAUCGGGCUGUCGGUGGGCGCGGCCGUGGCCUACAUCAUCGCGGUGCUGGGCCUCAUGUUCUACUGCAAGAAGCGCUGCAGGGCCAAGCGGCUGCAGAAGCAGCCCGAGGGGGAGGAGCCUGAGAUGGAGUGCCUCAACGGCGGGCCUUUGCAGAACGGGCAGCCCUCGGCAGAGAUCCAAGAGGAAGUGGCCCUGACCAGCCUGGGCUCCAGCUCGGCGGCCACCAACAAGCGUCACAGCACGAGCGACAAGCUGCACUUCCCACGGUCCAGCCUGCAGCCCAUCACCACGCUGGGGAAGAGCGAGUUCGGGGAGGUGUUCCUGGCCAAGGCGCAGGGCCUGGAGGAGGGCGUGGCCGAGACGCUGGUGCUGGUGAAGAGCCUGCAGAGCCGCGACGAGCAGCAGCAGCUGGACUUCCGCCGCGAGCUGGAGAUGUUCGGGAAGCUCAACCACGCCAACGUGGCGCGGCUGCUGGCGCUGUGCCGCGAGGCCGAGCCGCACUACAUGGUGCUGGAGUACGUGGACCUGGGCGACCUUAAACAGUUCCUGAGGAUUUCCAAGAGCAAGGACGAAAAGUUGAAGUCCCAGCCGCUGAGCACCAAGCAGAAGGUGGCGCUGUGCACCCAGGUGGCCCUGGGCAUGGAGCACCUGUCCAACAGCCGCUUUGUGCACAAGGACCUGGCCGCACGCAACUGCCUGGUCAGCGCGCAGAGGCAGGUGAAGGUGUCCGCCCUGGGGCUCAGCAAGGACGUGUACAACAGCGAGUACUACCAUUUCCGUCAGGCCUGGGUGCCCCUGCGCUGGAUGGCCCCCGAGGCUAUCCUGGAAGGUGACUUCUCCACCAAGUCCGACGUCUGGGCCUUCGGGGUGCUGAUGUGGGAAGUGUUUACCCACGGAGAGAUGCCCCAUGGAGGGCAGGCGGAUGAUGAAGUGUUGGCAGACCUGCAGGCCGGGAAGGCCCGGCUGCCGCAGCCCGAAGGCUGCCCAUCCAAGCUCUACCGGCUGAUGCAGCGCUGCUGGGCCCUGAGCCCCAAGGACCGGCCCUCCUUCAGCGAGAUCGCCAACGCCCUGGGUGACAGCCCCACGGACAGCAAGCCGUGAGGG